This is a messenger RNA of Conger conger (European conger), 2832 nucleotides long. Its product is annotated as actin-related protein 2/3 complex subunit 1B. NCBI's taxonomy places the organism in Eukaryota, Metazoa, Chordata, Actinopteri, Anguilliformes, Congridae. Gene Ontology annotation, molecular function: actin filament binding. The coding region runs from base 257 to 1360 and encodes 367 amino acids. Gene Ontology annotation, biological process: Arp2/3 complex-mediated actin nucleation. The transcript is spliced from 11 exons. The record is from RefSeq and is a predicted model, not a curated record. Gene Ontology annotation, cellular component: actin cytoskeleton; Arp2/3 protein complex.
ACAAGGAAGUGCUUAUCGGGCAGGAAAGGGGAAGUGGAGCGCUUUGUGAGGAGAAAGUUUUCUUCACUUCAUUCAGUUUGGCCAGUGUUCACUGCUCAGAGUCCAUUAACUGAGGCUCCUGCCCUCUUCUCAUCUGUCCAUUCUCUCCUCCACUUUCUACGGUCUGUAAGUAUCAUCCACUCCUUCAGGAAUGAGUAAUUGCUGAGAAAUUCCCGAGAGUUGUCACAAGCGUUUUCAAUCUGCAUGGUCAUCAGACAUGGCUUACCACAGUUUUCUACUGGAACCCAUCAGCUGCCAUGCCUGGAGCAAGGACAGAACCCAAAUUGCUUUGUGCCCAAACAAUCAUGAAGUCCAUAUCUACAAGAAGGAUGGUGUCAGGUGGACCAAGAUACACGAGCUGAAGGAACACAGCGGCCAGGUGACAGGCAUCGACUGGGCCCCAGAGAGCAACCGCAUUGUCACCUGUGGCACUGACCGCAACGCUUACGUGUGGACCCUGAAGGGCGACACGUGGAAGCCCACCCUGGUCAUCCUCAGGAUUAACCGCGCUGCCCGCUGCGUCAGGUGGUCCCCUCGAGAGAACAAGUUUGCGGUGGGGAGUGGUUCCCGCCUCAUCUCCGUCUGUUACUUUGAGCAGGAGAACGACUGGUGGGUUUGCAAACACAUCAAAAAGCCAAUUCGCUCCACAGUCCUCAGUUUAGACUGGCAUCCCAACAAUGUGUUGCUAGCUGCUGGAUCCUGUGAUUUCAAGUGCAGGAUUUUCUCUGCCUACAUCAGAGAGGUGGAAGAGAGGCCAGGACCCACGCCCUGGGGCUCCAAGAUGCCUUUUGGGGAGGUGAUGUUUGAGUCGGCAGGCACUGCUGGGUGGGUCCACAGUGUGUGUUUCUCCAGCAGUGGGAGCCGGGUGGCCUGGGCCAGCCAUGACAGUAUGGUGGCUGUGGCUGAUGGUGGGAAGACCACUGUUAUCAACAGCCUGAGCUCGGAAACCCUCCCCCUCCUGUGCGUGACGUUCAUCACUGAGAACAGCUUGGUGGCAGCGGGCCAUGAUUGCUACCCGGUGCUGUUUGUUUAUGAUGCUGACAAGGGGACCCUCACCUUUGGCGGAAAGCUGGAUGUUCCCAAGCAGAGCACUCAGCGAGGAAUGACUGCCAGAGAGCGCUUCCAGAACCUGGACAAGAAGGCUGAGGCCAAGGAAGUGGUGCUGGAUUCUCUGCACAAGAACAGCAUCAGCCAAAUCUCUGUCUUGGAGGGUGGAAAGAGCAAGUGUGCUAAAUUCUGCACCACUGGAAUGGAUGGGGGAAUGGCAAUAUGGGAUGUCAAAACUCUAGAAUCUGCAAUGAAAGAUCUGAAGAUAGUUUAACUCUGGUAUAAUCAAAUUCAAAAUGAUACAUACUACAUCAACUUACUUUUUGUAUAUUCAUGCUGCAUUCACAAUGUGCUUCCAAAAACUGGAAGAUUCUUUAACGGCCGAGUGAAUCCAAUUGAACAUGUGUUUCAAGUGCUGAAGAAAAAACUUGGAGGACAUGGAGGACCUGAAGGUUGCUGCAAUAUAGGCCUGGCAGAGCAUCACCAGAGAAGAUAGCACCUUACGAUCUCUAUGGGUCACAGACUUCAUCCAUCUCUACAUGCUGCAAAUGAUAUCCAACAAAAUACUAAACCUGACUACUUUAAAAAGUGCUUUAAUUUCUUCAUGGUGUAACCUGUCUAUAAAGAAUAUGCGUCAGUAAUAGAUGAAAAUGUGCACUUUAAGCAUGUGAAUUGCUAGAUUACAAAGAAAAUGCAUUUGUCCCAAACAUUAUGGAGCUCACUGUAUAUAUUGUCAGGAAUAUAUGCAGCAUAAUUAAUAGCAGUAGAUCUUAUUUCUUCUCCAUCCUUGGCCAUGUCUGCAUGCUUUUUUGCAUUGAUUUGCUGCCACAUGAUUGCCUGAUUAGAUAUUUGCAUUAACAAGCUGGUGUAGGAGGCCUUUUCAACAAAGCAAGAUUAUCGAGUUAGCUGGAUAACUGCAAAGAGUAAAAUCCGGUGCAGCUCUUUUUACUUCGAGUCCAUGUUCCAGAUUUGGGGCAGUUAUCCGGCUAAUUUUAUAAUCCUGCUUUGUGGAACAGGCCAAUGUAUAACAUUUGAAUAGAUCAGCAUCUAAGGGUAAGAUCACAACUAAGAUGUUUGAAACUGUUCAAUAUUCUGAUCUUUCAGCCGAAGACAUCAUUGCCUAUAUCUGGACAUACUCUCCAUGCCAGGGAUAACCUCUCAUGUGCCAUGGAGGAUUUUCAUUUCAACCAAUCACUACACCACCACACCGCCACCAUUUUAAACCAGAGAGGAGGGAACUAAUUUGUGAAAUCAGCAGGUGAAGUGAAUGACUGGAAUGAAAACCUGCACACUUUCGGCACUUUGGCACAUGAUUGGGCACCACUGCUCUAUACAAUAGGCAAAGACAGAAACAAAGGCCAAUAUAAUUACAUUUUUCUUGGUGAAGACUGAGAGCAAGGUUUACUAAAGCAUGGAUAAAAACUAUGGCAGUUUUUCCAGUUAUAUAUUAAAAUAUUUGGGAUUUUCUUUUAUGGAUGAUGGUGUCAUAAUGAUCAAUAUAAACUAGCAUGUCAAGAUUUGGACCUGGGUAUAGUUUAAAUUGCUUUAUCAAUCCAACUGGAAAAAGAAUGGGAAAAUCCAAGGAUUUAGGCCCACUUGGUGUCAGUGACUGAAUUUUGGUAAUAUUACAUUUACAGUACAGCUCUUCAAGGCAAGAACAAAGAAUACAUGUAGCUUUGCCUUUUGUCAAUUGAUAUAACGAGCAUAUCCUUUCAUAUAAAUGGUUUCCUUUAUUUUCAGAGAGUA